AUGUCAGCGCCAUACAACUGGGCUGCGGGCGAUGGCGACCAAGGCGACAACGCCGGCUCAUCGUCCUCGACACCCCGCUCGUCAGCUUGGGUCAUCGAUACUGCCCCUACCCCCUCGCGCGGUGGACAAAAGACAAAGAGGAGACGCCACGAUGCCACGUCUUCGCCUGAGCUGGAGCAAAACGCCUCCUUCACAUUCGAUCUUCAAGGCGACGAGCAGGUAGCUCCGCCCAGCAAGGAACCGUCACCACCACCGGCACCAUCGAACCUGCUCCUCCCCGAGCACGUUGAGCUCGCCCGCCACAACGCAGACGAUCCACCAGACGAUGCGCCAUCCCCAUCCUCAUCAGCCGACGGAGCUUUAGGCGACUUCACACAGAUCGAUGGCGCCGAUCCGCACUCCACCCGCUACUACGACGUCGCCGCUGCCGAGUCGCGCCAAUCUCUCAAAGAGUGCGAAGUCUGCGGAGAGCGCGGGCAUACCAAACGCAACUGCUCCCACCUCCUUUGCGCAAGCUGCGGUGCAACCGAUGAGCACACGACGCGGGACUGCCCAGUCGGGGUGUCCUGCUUUCGAUGCGGGAUGAAGGGCCAUCGACGCAACGAAUGCACGGCUGAUGUGAGACGGAUGCCAUCAAGAUGCAGGCGCUGCGGUGCCUCCAAUCACAUGGAGGAGAGCUGCCCAACGCUCUGGAGGAUAUACAGUUAUGUGGAUGAGGAGGUGUGGGAGGCAUAUCGCGAGGGCAAGGCUGCUGCUGCGGGCACUUCAUCGCGCGAGCACGACUGGGACCCGGCGCAACGCUGGUGCUACAACUGCGCGGCUCGAGGAGCUCAUUGGGGAGAUGAUUGCCCGCAGCCUCGCCGCUCGCGUCAUGGCGAGCCUAGCGCGUUCAGCGAGUACGUCUCACGCAUGGGACCAUUUGCGCACAGGCUGGCCCCACCUCCGCCAUCUCACGCUCAUCCAGGUGCAGACAUGUACGACGUCAGCGUGGGCCCGACUGCCUCGAUGCACUUCCUCGGCGGCAGGGCAGGCGGCAACAAUGCCUCACUCGAGGAGGAGGUGGACCGUCUCUUCGCACGAGCCCCAGGCGCCUCACGCAGGCAGAUGGAGCGCGAGAGGGCGAGAGAGAGGGAGCAGCAGCGCAGGGGAGCUACCGCCACAUCGUCUUCGUCACACCCCAGCACACGUACUUCAACGAAGACAGCGAAGAAGACCUCGAAGAACGGGCUUUCAACCGCGCACGCAGACGACGCCGCGAGCAAGAAGAGCAAGAAGCAGAAGAGCAAAGGCGCAACAGACAGCGCGAACGGCGUCGCAGGGAAGAGCAAGAAGAGCGCCGCGCACCAGGGUACUGGGCUCGCAGAGCGUUUGAGUGACGCCCCGGCGCCGGUAGGGAUGGACGAUUACAUCGAGAUCAGCAGCGAUGAUGACAGCGAAGACGAGCGGCACAACGGAGCUCGCGCGAACGGCAAGGCGAGGGGCAAGAAGCGCUCCCGCGAGGUCGACGAUGCUCCUCCACCGCCGAAGCAAAAGAACAAGAAAAAGGCGCGACUAAGCCAAGAGGGCACGCACGAUGAUCCCCCUCUCGCUGCUGCACCGUCGAAGAAGCAGAAGAAGGCGGCGAGGAAGGCUGCGCGAGAAGCUGCGCAACAAGACCCCGCGAUGACGAUGAAUGGAUACAGAUUCUCCUCAACGUCAAAACGGGGAGGUAAAAAGGCCAAAGAGAACAAGCUACGCGCCGUUGAUGCCGAGAAGCGGGCGAAUGCUCCGCCUAAUAGCGAGUCGGGUUCUGCUCCUGCCUCAGCGAAUGCGGCCAAGAGGCAGGCCAAGAAGGCGAAACAGCGAGCCCAGCGGGAGAAGCAGAACCAGCAGCAGCAGCAGGGGCAGGGGCAGGGGCAGGGUAGCGCUGCAGCUCCACCUCCCCAGAAUCGGGCCGCUCGGCGCAAGGCACUCUAUGGCGCUGCUAAUGGUGCGACGGGAAGAGGGAAUCAACCCAUGUUCCGCGGCGGGUAUGAUUGA
Messenger RNA from Jaminaea rosea, 2019 nucleotides. RefSeq lists its product as hypothetical. Gene Ontology annotation, molecular function: zinc ion binding; nucleic acid binding. The record is from RefSeq and is a predicted model, not a curated record. The coding region runs from base 1 to 2019 and encodes 672 amino acids. Lineage: Eukaryota; Fungi; Basidiomycota; Exobasidiomycetes; Microstromatales. The transcript has 2 exons.